Molecule: messenger RNA, 1074 nt
Organism: Plasmodium malariae
Lineage: Eukaryota; Apicomplexa; Aconoidasida; Haemosporida; Plasmodiidae
Product: conserved Plasmodium protein, unknown function
Exons: 4
Coding region: 1-1074 (357 amino acids)
Source: RefSeq, a predicted model, not a curated record
AUGGACUAUUGUAUGCAAAGACAAGAUUACAAUUACGCUAGUAACACAUACUUUGAGAAAAAUAAAAAAAAUGAAAAAAGCGAGUUAGUAUGUUAUGUAGGAGAAGCUUGGGAAGCAUUGUUAAACGCAUUUGUAAAAGGGAAGAAUGAUGCUGGAGAAUUCAAAAAGGACGAAGAGAGUAACAUUCUGGAAACUAAUAUAAUACAUAAUAACGAAAAAAAAUUAUAUCCUUUUAUCUAUAUAUUUGAGAUGAUAACUAAAAAAAAUGAAAUAAGAAAAGAACAAAUGAAGCAUACUAUUUUUAGUGUCAACAGAUGUGUAGACUUUAUUAAUGAUAUAUUUUUUCUUGUAAAAGUUUUUUAUGAAACGUAUCUUUCUAAACAACAUGGCAGUACACUAACUAAAAACGUGUGCACACUUAUAUUUGUAUGGUUAUUAUUUUUAUGUGUUACGUCCUUUUUUACUUUCUAUUUGCGCAAAUUUUUUAUAACAAAUGCCAUACCUGAUAAGCACAGAAAUUUAUUUACAUUACUUAAAGUUUUUAAAGAAAUAAAGACUGUGCCACCAAGUGAAAUCUCUAUUUUAUAUAUCUAUGACAGAGUGCAACAUACAUACUUAAUAAUAAAUAAAUUUUUUGAAGAUAUGCCUCAGUUCUUCUUGUGUCUACUAUAUAUUUUGCUAAAUGGGAAAGACACAUUUCUCAUUAUUUCUAUGUUAUAUUCAGUAGUUUAUUUCGUUUUCAACAUAGUAUAUCAUGGAUUAGACCAUAACAUAGUCAGAUGGUUGCACGUCUUCUUUUCGGCUUAUUUUUUCGAGGACUCAUUCAUUGAGUAUGACGCUGCACCGACUAAUAAAUUGUUUUCUUUGUAUGCUUUUUUCGUUUUCCUGGCGUCAUCUCUCUUUGCCCUGUCCACAAAAAGGCUAGUCAGCAAUUUUUGGGUACCGCUUAUUUAUUUUCAAUUUUCAGUACUCUUUCUUCUAUCACUAACAUUUCUGUUAAUAUAUUUUUAUAUUUGUUUUCUCUCAAAGCAAUAUUUUUACCUAAACUCGUAUUUCUGUUUGUGCGACCAAUAA